Messenger RNA from Falco peregrinus (peregrine falcon), 5578 nucleotides. RefSeq names its product SEC22 homolog C, vesicle trafficking protein (gene SEC22C). Gene Ontology annotation, biological process: endoplasmic reticulum to Golgi vesicle-mediated transport. NCBI's taxonomy places the organism in Eukaryota, Metazoa, Chordata, Aves, Falconiformes, Falconidae. The coding region runs from base 1113 to 2048 and encodes 311 amino acids. The transcript has 9 exons. The record is from RefSeq and is a predicted model, not a curated record.
UUUCAGCUCUCCUUUUUUUAUAAAUGUGAGAAGAGCAUAAAAUCCACUUCGUGAUCCUGCAGAGAAGUAGUAAUUCUCCCUUAUGAACCAUGUCUCAGUUCCUUUGCUUGUUGGUUGAGACUGAUACCAGCACGUGAACUGCAGCUCUGUUAAAUGUAUUGUGUUUGAUGGAGUCAAUCGGAAUCUCUUUUGUGUUCUGGCAUCCCACCUGUAGCUGUCUGUGACUCCCUCUGAAGCUUACCCACUAGAGGAAAGGUGCAUUGGAUGCAGUGGUUAUGAUCAUGUGUCAAGCUGUCACGUGUCCAAAGAAACUUCACAGAUUGCUUCAAGAGCUUCCUGGACUAUGGUAACAUUCACUAAAGCUUUUGCCCUUCCUUCAGCAGGAAGAUUAGAAAUUGAGAAAAUAGUUAAGUUGUUGGGUUAGAAGCUGGCCUGUAUGCCACCUGUAGAAAGAAGGGAAAUGUGACUCUGAACAGGGAGAGAAGAUGAAUACUUGAGAGAGAUCCUGGUAACAAGACAUUCCUUGUUAGUGUUAUGCCAUUCUUAGAUGGAAACUUUCUGCUUUUGAUGGUUAGAUAAAAUAAUUUCUUAAACAACAGUAUUUCUGAAAUAAUUCCCCUCAUGAACUAUGUACUGGUUGGCAUUUUCAUAGUCUUUUGAGUAGAUUGUUUUCAUAGUACAGAUAAUGAAGUAGGAGUUUGCCUAGCAUUCAGAGAGGUGUGGCGCUUGAGACUUGGGUGUGAUCUUAUAUGGAGGAGCUUGUGUAAGUAUAGUAAAGCAUAAGAUUAAGGCUGCUUUAAUAAUUCCUGCGUAGUUGCUGGAGGGUGUUGGCCGCUACUUAGGAAGCGAGGGAUGGAGGAACUGCGCUUUGGGUAGCUUCUUAGAGGCCUACUGUGGGAAUACCGUGAAGACUCUUGUUUGUUGUAAGACUUGAAGCUAGGAUAACUUAAAAACAAUGAUCGGGGCAUCAGAAAUAUUUUGGGUAUCAUUUCAUAGUGUCUUUGGAUGCAUCUAGGAAUUGAUACAUUGGAGAAUAUGUGAGCUGCUGCAUUAGUCUUCUAACAUCUUGCUCUGGAUACUCAUGGUUGUCCUCAUGUGUGCUCCAGUGGAGAAUGUCCAUGAUCUUCUUUGCCUGUGUGGUGCGGGUGAGGGAUGGACUUCCCCUCUCAGCCUCCACAGAUUUUCAUUUCAACCAAGGCUUUCUGGAAUGCAGAAAGAGAUUAAAGGCGUUAUCCUCAAUUCUGGCGCAGUAUCCAAGUCGAGGCACAGCAAAAGGACGUGACCUUAGCAUACAUUUCCUUUCUUCGGGGGAUAUUGCCUGCAUGGCAAUCUGUUCCAGCAAUUUCUCAACCAUCAUGGCAUUUUGCUUUCUGGAAGAGCUUCAGUGGGAAUUUGCUGCUUCCUAUGAUACAACAAGCAUCAGUUUAGCUUCCAGACCAUAUGCUUUUCUUGAAUUCGAUAAUGUUAUUCAGAAAGUGAAAUGCCAUUUUAACUGUGCAAGUGGCUCUCAAAUGAAGGCCAACUGGGAGAAGAUUGAGGAGGAGCUGAAGUUCCAGCCCCCGGUUCAGCUGAAACUGGAGGAUACAGAAUUGAUGAAUGGGAUAACUAAUGGUGGGCAUGCAGGCGUUCAUGUGGAGGUUGGUAAGUUACUACUAUGCACAGUCCCUACUUACAGAAUGCAGCGUGUGACUCCCCUGGGGAUUCUGUCGCUUGUUCUGAACAUCAUGUGUGGAGCUUUGAAUCUCAUUCGAGGAGUUCACCUAGCAGAGUAUUCAUUUCAGGAGGACCAUGAAGGAAUUGGAAAUGUGAUAGCUUUUUUUCUACCUUUUCUAGCCUGUGUUUUUCAGUGUUACUUGUACCUCUUCUACAGCUCGGCAAGGAAGGUGAAGACGUUUGUACUCUUUUUCUCUGUUUGUUUAUGCAACAUAUACUUGUACGGAUUACGGAACUUCUGGCAAAUAACCUUUCACGUAGGAGUGGCAACUCUUUCUUCUUAUCAGAUACUGACAAGGCAACUUAUGGAGAAACAGCCUGACUGCGGAGUAUGAAAAAGACUUUGGGUUUGCUACUCUAUUUUUAAAAUUUCUUUUGUAUUAAACUGGCCAAAAAUAGCUUGGAGUAUUUUUAAAGGUGCGUGGCAAUGGUUAUUGCAAGGAUGAUAUUUCAAAGCAACUUGAAAUAAAGUAGGAUACUGUAAUCAUGUCAAACGUACAGUGAGGAAUGUAGCUGUAUUUAACAUGGCAUGUGUUAAUUGUGCAUGGUAGAUCUUGGCAGGUGUCAUCAACAGAUGGAGGUUCUUCUUACCAUAAACAGGCUUUUGCUCCUUGACUAAUAACACCUAGACAGCAUUUUGCCAUUUCUCUUACUGGCUUUGUGAACAGUUUGGCAGGUCAAUGUCUUGCCCUGCCAGUGCUUCUGAAAAUACUAAAAUUGUGUAGUAAAAUGAAGAUAAAGUGGUGGGUAACAUUUUUGUCUAUAGAACUUGUUAAGCAUUAAGAUUCUUGGUAAAUGUAAGUAAAGGAGUUAUUUGCCAUAAUUAGAUGAGUUCAAUAUCAGUGGGGAAAAAUUGUUAGGAUGAGUUUCAGGGUAAUUUUUCUAGGGUUUGAAGAAAAGGAAAAGGCUGUGGCUCUUUUAAAAACCAUAAAGACUAUAAGUAUCUCCUGGCUAAACAGAGCAUUGUAGUUAAGUAUAUGCUUAUUGGUUAAUUGCAAAUAUGCUUGGGGCAGCAUAAAAUAAACCAAGUGAAUGUAAGCGAUCUUUCAGCUCAAGUGGCCUUUAUUUCCUUUAAGGUCACUCUUAGUAUAAGGGUAAUUCCAUGUUUGCUUGGUCUGUACAGAUGAUAAAUCUUCCAAGCCUGGUUAUGACAGGCCACUGACUCCUUCACCUUUUUUAAAAAAAUGUAUAGCUCGUGAGUAGAAAGCCAUUUCCAGUAAUGGAAAGUAAGAGCAGGUUCUCUUUAUUUCAUAAAACACCUUUAGUUAAUGGUGUUCAGUUCUUACACUAAGAUGAAUUUAUGAGUGUGCACUUUUGAAUAUAGUACUUAAGAGCUGAAAUUCUUAACCUCUGCUGCACUGGGUAUUCUUGUAUGUAAUGUAUUGAGAUGCAUAUGGGCAUUUUAGAACAUAUAUGAAUAAUUUAGGCUGUGUAAAAAAGGUAAAAAAAAAAAAAAAAGCAUAGCAUUUUGAUGCAGCUGUCCUUGAAGGGUUGUAGAGAUUCAAAUUGAGAAGAUGUAGAGAACUGUAGGUGUGUUAUUGUGGAAGUAUGGUCCUAGAUUUUCUUUUAUUUUUUCUUAGGAAUCUGUUUUCUGGUUACCCCAUUUUUUCCACCAGACAUUUCUUACCAAAGAUUUGUUUUCCUCUCACAUAGUCUUUACCUCUGGUGGUUGCAAAGAGAUUAAUGUGAUGCAGAGUUGUCUUCCUGAGUUUGCAGAAACACUUAACAAAAUUACUUUCUUGCAUCUCAGUGAAUUUUCUUGAAAUCUCAUGAUGCCAAACGCGACUAUCAGUGGACUACUAGAGCAGAAACCUGUGGUGCUGCACCUUGGAAGCACCUGUGUAAUGCAGCUGACUGCAACAAUGGCAUUGAUAGGCAGCCUGUUACAGCCUGAACCGUUUCUGGGACAUCAAGAGACUUGGUGCCAGAGCUUUUUCCAGUAGUAAAAUGUAGGUAUUUCUUUUCCAUCACAUAUUAGCACAUUUACUAUAACAGUAACAUAAUGAAAUCUCUUAAACUGUGAGGGAUAAUUUAGUAGGAAUGAUGGAAGAAUAUUGUAGCCAGCCAGUUAAGAGAACAGCUGGAGCCGUGUGCCAUAAGGGAAUACUCUUCUGUUAUAAGGGAGUGGAUUAAAGCUGUUUGUCUGUCAUCACCACGGUUUUCUGCCAGAGUGUAUGUGGAGAAAUGAAGCCAGAAUUCAACCACUGUCCUUAAGACACCCAGAUGAUCCCACAGACAUGGGGUUUUAGUACUCACAAGCUUUAAGCUUUCAUGCUGUUCAGUCCCAGUUUUACUUGGUAAGAUACUCUUGGAGACUGCAGGGAACUAAGCCACAAGUUUGGAUUACAAGUUUAAAAAAAUAAAUCUGAAAAAAGGAUACCCCCAAAUAUCUGAUACUAGAUACUUAACGCAACUUAGCACUUCAUUGAGGAUACUGGAUUUGAUGACAGAUUGUGUUUUCCAGGAGCAUAAGCCUGCUGGGUUUCUGUGGGGAAUCAUCCUUUGGGGAAAGGAUGAAGCAUUUUGUACUACAGAUAGACAAAACUUUGUGAAAAGGACCUCAGUGAUAAGACCCAACUCCCUGCUCCUACCUUUUUAGCCUCAAUGUGGCUAAAGAAUCCAAAAGAGCUGUACUGUUGCCCUGUAGUCUUGGAUAAAGCUAGCCUGCUAUAGCUUAAGGCACGCAGGGCAUUUACAACUUGGGGCAUAGGGCCAGUGAGCCAUUAUCUGCUUUCUAUUCCUUAUCCUUGGACUGAGCUGACUGGAAGCAACUCUAAUGUUUCUGAUGCUUCCUGAGCAUCUGAGUGUUUGCUUUAUCAUAAAACAAAUACAUCCCCGUGCCAGGUGAUAUUAGCAACAGCUUUGCAAUAAGAGUGGUAGAACAAAGUGUUUUGAUAGCUUGUGUAAUUAACAUGGAGUGGAUAAAGAUGAAAUUCAGCUUUUGUUUAAUAUUUUCUUUUUCCUGAAGAUGUUGCAGUAAAAUCAAAUGAAACCAGUUGGUUCAGUUCUGCCUUCAUGUAAGUGUUGUUUUGCUUUGUGGGUUAGAUGGAGGAUGCAACUAGAUCUUUUCUACUAAACAAAUGAAGCUCUGGUUUGCUGUUAGUCUUAAUCCCUUUGCAGCCUUUUUUUUCCUUUUUCCCCCCUGUAAUAUGUAUUAACCGUAUUAAGGAAUCUAUGUGGAUUAAUAUGCGCGUGUUAGUAUCAGUGCACUUUGUAGGUUUGGAUUAUGAUUCCAGGAUGAGGCAGAGCACGCAUAGUUUGAUAUAUUUUUAUUUUUUAAUGUUAGUAUUUAGAAUGGCUCCUAUAUCUGUAUGAUAUUUAUAAAGGUAAACAUUUUCUUCUGCUGAAACAGCAAGAGGAAUAGAAUAGUUUACAUUUAUCUCAGUGCUUUAAGAUUUAAUAAAAAAGAAUGACUUGCAGUUUGAGUACAUGAAAUCUGACUCAUAAUGUGGGAUUAUGCCUGUAUCGAAUCAAAUCCCCAAACAGGAAUCCAUCCCUUUUUGUUCGACUUUAAACUGUUUAAUGUAGUUUGAAUUGCAUCUUCUUAAUUCUGUCAGUUUUCAAGAUAAUUCUUUUGGAAACUCUUUCCCUCACUCAGCAGCUCAGUGCAAGAAAAUUGGCAAAGAAUAGAUUUCAUUAAUUUAAAGAUUUGUGGUGCUUAGUCACUUUAUGAAGCUGAUAAUUUCCGUGGAUUUUCUUUUUUUCAUUCUCCCAAAGACCUGUUAAGUCUGUAGAAGGUGGGCUGGUACCUUUUUAGACAUUUUUGCACUGUAUUAAUAAUUGAACCUGUGUAAAUGUGUAUAAAAUCAUUUUGCAUGUAUAGAUAUAUAUGUACAUAUAUCUAAUAAAUGGCUUUUUUUUUAAA